AGCCAGCGCGCCCCGCCCCCCUGUGUGUUAGCAUCAUGGAUGAAGGUGUAGAAAAAUUUGCCAGGUAUGAUUUAAACAUUAGGCAGCUGCUGGAAACGGGAGUCCAGGGACUCUGCGUCUCGAUUUAACGUCUAACUAGAUGACCAAAAAAGGUGUACUGUGUUAAUCUGAGGCUUGUUUUAAUUGCGGUGGAGGAGGUGGAGAACUGCCGUGAACCUGAAGAUGAGGCGUCUGUCAAGAAAGAAAGCGCUGAGCCUGGUGAAGGAGCUGGACGCCUUCCCCAAAGUGUCAGAGAGCUACGUGGAGACAUCGGCGUCAGGAGGAACAGUGUCACUUUUAGCGUUUAGUGCCAUGGCACUUCUGGCUGUCUUAGAGUUCUUUGUUUAUCAAGAGACUUGGAUGAAGUAUGAAUAUUCGGUCGACAAGGAUUUUUCCAGUAAAUUGAGGAUAAACAUUGACAUAACAGUCGCCAUGAAAUGCCAGCAUGUGGGAGCAGAUAUUCUGGACCUGGCGGAAACCAUGAUCACAUCUAAUGGCCUGCAGUAUGAACCUGUUAUUUUUGAGCUGACCCCGCAACAAAGACUGUGGCAAAGGACGCUGCUUCUAAUACAGAACAGGCUGAGAGAGGAGCACGCUCUGCAGGAAGUCCUUUAUAAAACUCUCCUGAAAGGAGCUCCCACUGCUCUGCCACCACGGGAGGAUGCCUCCAUGGAGCCCCUCAAUGCCUGCAGGAUACAUGGACACGUCUACGUCAACAAGGUAGCAGGAAACCUGCACAUCACUGUUGGAAAGCCCAUUCACCAUCCUCAGGGCCAUGCACACAUUGCAGCUUUUGUGAGCCACGAGACGUACAAUUUCUCCCAUCGAAUAGACCAUUUAUCUUUUGGGGAGGAGUUACCAGGCAUCAUCAAUCCUCUGGACGGCACAGAGAAAAUCACCUAUAACAAUAACCAGAUGUUCCAGUACUUCAUUACAGUGGUGCCCACGAAACUGAACACAUACAAGAUAUCCGCAGACACACACCAGUUCUCUGUGACUGAGCGAGAACGGGUGAUAAACCACGCCGCGGGCAGUCACGGUGUUUCGGGCAUCUUCGUCAAGUACGACACCAGCUCUCUGAUGGUGACGGUCAGCGAGCAGCAUAUGCCGCUCUGGCAAUUCCUGGUGCGACUGUGUGGUAUAAUCGGGGGCAUAUUCUCCACCACAGGGAUGCUUCACGGGCUCGUUGGCUUCUGUUUUGAUGUCGUCUGCUGCCGCUUCAAACUGGGACUCUACAGGCCCGGAGAGGACGCACAGCUGCACCAGAUGAAUAAUCUGAACCACCACCAUACUCCUCUGCUGGCUGACAAUCCCCCUCGGUAGUAGCCGCCGAUUCCUCGGCCUGCACGGGUGACCCGACAAAUAAUGAUCACAGUUGCUGCUUUCUCCUCAGAAACUUGAGUUCGGAUUUUCACUUGAUAUUUGUUUAUUUAUUAGAGUUUAUAAAGGUUUUUCAUUGGCAGCAUUACCAUACUGUAUAUCACAAAAUGUUUUUCGUCCAAAUGACCAAAAAAAAAAAAAAAAAAAAGAAUUAAUAAAAAAGCCAUCCUGUUUACUUAAAUAGUAGAGUUAGCACUAACUAUUGCACUGUAGGAGAAUGUGUACCCUGUGACUCUGGUCAUAUUUGAUAACGGUGAUGCUGACAGUUUUGUUGUUACUCCGAUUAUGUUAAAGUUUAAAUUCCCAGGAGGUCAUUAGCACCGCUGGUUUGUUUCACAGCAUUAAAGUAUAAAAUUAAAAAAAAGA
Molecule: messenger RNA, 1785 nt
Organism: Pelmatolapia mariae (spotted tilapia)
Lineage: Eukaryota; Metazoa; Chordata; Actinopteri; Cichliformes; Cichlidae
Product: endoplasmic reticulum-Golgi intermediate compartment protein 2-like
Exons: 14
Coding region: 223-1362 (379 amino acids)
Biological process (GO): endoplasmic reticulum to Golgi vesicle-mediated transport; retrograde vesicle-mediated transport, Golgi to endoplasmic reticulum
Cellular component (GO): endoplasmic reticulum; COPII-coated ER to Golgi transport vesicle; membrane
Source: RefSeq, a predicted model, not a curated record